Messenger RNA from Mus pahari (shrew mouse), 2779 nucleotides. It is a transcript of the gene C19H19orf44, whose product is annotated as chromosome 19 C19orf44 homolog. The record is from RefSeq and is a predicted model, not a curated record. NCBI's taxonomy places the organism in Eukaryota, Metazoa, Chordata, Mammalia, Rodentia, Muridae. The coding region runs from base 623 to 2446 and encodes 607 amino acids. The transcript has 9 exons.
GUGGGCCGGACCGGAGCCUAAAGCACAGAGUGACCAGAAGGGUCGGAGCCUCAACUUCCCCGAUGAGACUCUGAAGUGCCCAAACUGGGAGUCAUUGGUGGACUGUACCCAGCGGUUCCUCCAGCGCUCUGUGGGGAGACAGGAGGGUUAGUGGUGCAAAGUGCACGAGCCCAUAUCACAGAUGGUGGACACAGGCCACCAGCCACCACGGCAAUCGCCUUCACCUCCGUCUAGAAACUCCUCCUGGAAGUACACAGUGGCCAGUGCCACGCGCAGCACGCAGAUGGCCCAGAGCGACGCAGGAGCUGAGACCAUGGCUGCACUUGCGACUUCCGCUCUCUGCUCUCAGGCGUCCGCACCGCCUGACGGGCGCAACUCAGAAACUACAACUCCCGGCAUGCCUUGGGAUUAUGACCUGAGGACGCUAAUGGGUGUGCUGGAAUUACUGGUCCCGUUACGUCCCGCGAUUGUGACCUGAGUUGCUCAUUGGUGGAUGGGGCGCGAUGGCCGACGGGAAAUGUAGUCUCUAGCGGCUCUGGCGCUGUAUCCUGAGGCAACCGCACACUGGGGCCUAUACUUAGAAGCUGAAGCCUAGCGGGAGAAGCCAACGCAGCUACUCAGAAUGGCUUCCACAAGACCACCCUUUGUCCCUCCACGGAGUGUUUUUGACUUAAGGGAUAUGUUCUUAGAUAGCUCGAGGAUGGAAGACAUCAGAAACUUACAAGCCCGAAGUCUUGGCCAAGUGACACCUGGGCAGAGCAGAAUCCUAAAGAGAAACCAAAUGAUGGACGAGAAAUAUGUGAUGCCCAGAGAGGAGGCCAUGGCAGGGAGGGGGGCGAGGCUGGGCUUGAGGCCUCCCACCAUCUCCUCCAAGACCAGAGCCAGUGAGGCCCUUAGGAAACUGGCCCAGAUUGAAACCAAGAUCCUGAAUCGGAAGCAGGUGCCCGUGGCUUGGUCUGACGUGGAGUCUGACUCCACAUCCAUCGAGCAGAGUCUUCCUAAGAGGACAGGUGCAGCUUCUGUUUCUUCCCAGUACCCACACAGAACUUUCCAGAAACAAGUGUACAAAACAUGUGUGUCAAAGAGCGAUGGGCCGAGUGGCAACGGUAGCAGGUUUCUGAAGAAGAAGGAGCUGCCCACUGAAGCGAGGUCCCCAGGGCCGGCAGUGGGGACAGGGAAGCGAGCUCUGCUGCCCACACAGAAGGAAGCUGUGAGUGACGAGGAUGAGGAAAUGAUACUGCUUGGAAGCUUGAUGGAAUCUUCUAGAGAAAAAGAAACAAAUAGAAACCAGGAGCUCCCUGGCACCAGUGUCCGCAGGAGCAACCUUGGAAAGUUGUUCUUGGAUCCAACUCCAGGCCAGCCAGGAGUCCUGUCUCUGCUCAGUGUUGACCAGUCCAGCUUAAAGUCUCCUCCGCCCGUACAGUCGACUAGCGUUGGCUUGAGAACUCACUCCCAACAGGCGAGCAGUGCUAGGGACACAGUCUCCAUCACAGCCUCACCUCCCAUCCUUGAUGACUUCUCCAAAUCAGCAUCUUCAAAGAUGGGAUGCAUCAAGCUGACUUCUUCUCCGAGCAGGAUGGAGUUGGAGUCUCCUGAGGAACCAGCCUCAGGAGCUGCUGCUGACAGCCUCCAUGAUUUUAGAAUUAAUAUUUUGUCCAUUGAUGAUCUGGUUCUGGCUGAUGGAGACAAAUCAGAUGGGGAACAGAGAGGCACAACCACUGUGGUUGGGGAUGAAGAAGAUCUUACCACUGAGAGUGAGGUCUCAGAGCCCCCGGGGGCCAGCUCCACAGCAGCUGUCCAGUCUUACAGUAUGUCCAGGGCACUCACUGCAAGCCCAGCGUACUCGGAGGAUUUUGAGCAGUUCUCUAAUACCUUGGCCUUGGAGGAGUCGCUUGACAGGACGCUGGACACUUUGUCAAAGUUUUCUUCCAGUCAUCAGAGAGAUAUCGUUGCCAGACAACCUCUAUCAAGGACAGAAUGGGGCAGGGGUGUGACCAGAGUUGUGAAGGAGACAGCUGUGCAGACACUUGAACCUGCCUUUGCCUACCAGUGGAGCAAGGCUGGUGGCAUAGCAGCCAUUGGACCUGCCCUUGGAGGUGCUUAUGUGGACCCAGCACCCAUCGCCAGUCACGUUGUCAGCGCAGACGCCAUAGAAGCCCUGACAGCCUACAGCCCUGCAGCCCUGGCGUUGAAUGACAUGCUAAAGCAACAACUGAGCCUGACGCAGCAGUUCAUCAAGGCCAGCCAUCAACUACAUGGUUCCAUCCUGCAGUCCCUGGAUGGGGACUCAUUUCACUACCACACCUUGGAGGAAGCAAAAGAGUACAUCAGGUGCCACAGGCCUGCACCCCUGACCAUGGAGGCUGCCCUGCAGGAGGUGAGGGAGGAGCUCCAAGUCCCAGCAAGUGAGGCUUGCCUGUGCACGUGUCCACCUCAGAAUCAAUGACAUCCAUAUGGAGGCAGGCAAGGUUGGGGUUCUCCCUGCUCAAUAACAACCAUAUAUGGACUCUAAGCGCCCAUCUGCCCAGCUGGCUGCUCUGAAGAUAACAGCUUGAGGACAGCUGAGAACCCACCACAGGACAGUGGUGUGGUAUGGGGCCAUGAGCCAGUGUGACAGACAGCAUGUGUCAGGCAUUCCAAUCAUCCAAGAUGGGACCAGUUGCCCCAUGGGAAUACUCCAUGCCAGGUGCUGAGACAGGUGUGAGCCUGGUGCCUGGGCACAGCCUGCACAGUAUCUCUCAUCCACAGCUAGAGGAAAUCUUUUACAAAAGGCUUUAUU